Molecule: messenger RNA, 4852 nt
Organism: Pangasianodon hypophthalmus (striped catfish)
Lineage: Eukaryota; Metazoa; Chordata; Actinopteri; Siluriformes; Pangasiidae
Exons: 7
Coding region: 169-2937 (922 amino acids)
Biological process (GO): mRNA processing; IRE1-mediated unfolded protein response; protein phosphorylation
Cellular component (GO): IRE1-TRAF2-ASK1 complex
Molecular function (GO): protein serine/threonine kinase activity; ATP binding; RNA endonuclease activity
Source: RefSeq, a predicted model, not a curated record
CCUCGCGCUUCCUGUUGGCUCUGACGCUGGCACAAUGUGGUCUAAACUCCUCCCACUCUUCCUACAGGGAAGAACUGGAGGGAUCUGCUUUCUAAUUCCGCCCUUAUCAUUCCUUUUCUUUUGUCAGUCAACCCAAUAACACGCCGAAAAUAAAACAUCUGAGAAUCUAUGGCAUUCCAAAUACAAUUUGAAGUUCCUGUUCCAAUUCCUGUUGCAGUUCCUGUUCAAGUUGAACCAAGGAAAACAAAUCCAUUAAUACAAUACAUUAUUGACAAAAACCUGAAGAAAUUGAAGAAACUAGUUAGAGGGGUAAAUAUUAAUGGACUGUACCCUUCUGCAACCUGGAAUGAUGAUGUUUCCCUGCUGACAGCAGCAGCUGUAUGUGGGAAUGAAGAGAUUUGUAACUUUCUACUGGGAGAAAAUGCUGAUCCAAACAUACUGUCCACAAAUGGCCUAACAUCUCUGCACUAUGCUGUAGAUACACCAGGAGUUCCACUGACUAUUGUGAGAAGAUUAAUAGCUGCAAAAGCUAAUCCAAAUGGUCAUCAACAACAACCUUUUACACCAUUACAGUUUGCUGCCAGUAAGGACAGACUGGACAUGUUCAAAGCUCUUAUAGAAGCUGGUGCUGACCCUGAAAGAAAUUAUGGGGUACAUCUAGAAUUUGAUAAAAAAGUAGAGAGUCUUAUUAAUAAAUUACCUGCAGGAAAUGAAGUUGUAGAAAAGUGCAGAAUGUUUUUCAAUUUUACUGCUGCUGUUCCCAAAAAAUCUCAGCCAGAGGUUUUUAACUUCUGUAGGGAGUAUUUUCUUGAGGAACAUCCUUUUACGCAUCUUGCACUUUUUGAAAGAUAUUUUAAUGUUGUGGGAGCAGAAAAAUCAGCAGAACAAUAUCGACAAAGUAGCAUGAAGUGGUUGAAAUACUCCAAGAACACAGACAUCUACAUCAAGGGAUUUAUUGACCGCUUUCCCAGAAUUUCUCAUGAACAUAGGAUGUUGGCACUGAACAGCUUACAUGCUGUAAUUUGCAUGAUGAGAGAAAUAGCCCCUCAAAUGUUCAAUGCGAUCGUACCCAUUCUGGUUAAAAGUUUACUGCCCACUAGUACAGUGCAGGGAAAUGUGUCCAAUCGCCAAAUGCUAAGUAUUCUUUGUGUGACUAUGGACAGGUUCUCAAAGCAAAAACCUGCUGAUGGUCUUAACUUUGUUGUUCUUGAAGAGUUAUGCAAUGCACUUAUGCCUCUCACCACCACUAUCUGCUCAACUGAUGUCAGCAUUCUAACUUACCGUUUGCUUGCUGCUCUAUAUGAGUUUGUCCCAGAGCACAUUAAUUCACGUGGAUUAACCUCAGUGCCUGAUAGCGUUCUUCUUGCUGUAGAUAUCAGAACAGAUGAUGUAAUUAAAGAGAAACUGCGAAAACUGGACACAAAUCUCAGAUUUCCCCAAAGCUCCAGGACUCUAGAUAGCUUAGGUGAUGCAGCAGACAGCAUGCCAUCAAAGAAGAAAAAAAAGAAGAAGAAAAAAAAGAAGAAAGACAAUCAGCAAGAUACAAGCUCAAAAGAAGAAGAAGAAUCAAAACUUGAUUCAGAUACCGCAAAGACUUCAGUUGAGGAGUCACAUUUCACUGUGCGUCCAUUUGCAACAUACACUGAGGAUUCGCCUGUGCCAAGAAAAUGGCAUUCAAUCAGCCAUCGCUGGAAGCCCAAGCUAGAGAAACUAGCUACCAUGGAAGCAAGUAAGGUUUAUCGCCUGGGGAAUCUCACAAUUAGUGAUAGCCCUGAAUUCGAGAUAGCUAAAGGAAGUGAUGGAACACGGGUUUUUCUUGGCCUGAGAGAUGAUGGCACUGAGGUCGCUGUCAAACGAAUGCUUAAGUCCAAUUAUCAAGACCUCAAAAAUGAAGAGGAAUUUCUAAGGCUUCCUGAGCUUGAAAAUCCUUGUAUUGUGCGAUAUGUGGACUUUGCAGAGGAUGACAAAUUUGGAUAUCUUGUCCUUCAACUUUGUGAAUACACACUGGAGGAAUACAUCCAAGACCAUUUGCCAGAAGACAGUUGUCAGCAGCUACAGGUCCUGAAGAAAAUUGUAAAAGAAGUGCUCUGUAGCCUAAAAGUUCUUCACAGCCAAGAUACCAAAGUGCUUCAUCGAGACAUCAAACCUCAAAAUGUUCUGAUUGAUAUAACUGGAAAGGCGAGAUUAGCUGAUUUUGGCAUAAGUCGAAGACUGAAGUUGGGGGAGACGACUUGCCGCACUAAUGCUGCUGGAACAAAGUGCUGGAAAGCCAGCGAAACUGUUGAAGAGGACAAUAACAGUGGCUACAAGAGGAGUUCUGACAUUCAGGUUGCAGGAAUGUUAGUGUAUUACAUCCUCUCCCGCGGACAUCAUCCGUUUGGCAAAGGUGUCCGAUGUGAAGCUAAUAUUCUUGAUGGGAAGUUCUCUUUGGAACACCUGGAGGAUGAAAUGGCAAAGGAUCUAGUGGAGUGGAUGAUCAGUCAUGAGCCAAAGGACAGACCUAAUGUAGAGGAGACUCUUUGCCACCCAUUCUUUUGGAGAGAUGAAUGGAAAGUGGAGUAUUUAAAAAGGCUGGGGAAUGAAAAGGAUGUGGAGAACUGCCGUAACGCUGACCCGGACCUCCUUUCUGCUAUAGAGGAUAUUACAGCAGGGAAAAGCUUCUCAGACUGGAAAACAAAAUUGCCCUCUGAGCUUGUACAAAAAUUGGAUGGUAAGAAAAAGCCCUACCCGGAGAACACACUCGGCCUGCUGCGCUUCAUACGGAAUCUACAUGAGCAUUACCCUGAAGAUGCCGAGAAGUUAAAUUUGAUGACAUUAUUCCCUGACCUUUUUGGAAAUUCUUUCAAGUUUGCCAAAAAGAGAGGAUGGAACACCAGACCAAGUCUGAAAAAAUGGCUUCGCACAGUACCAGUGAUUUAUCAGGACUUAACUGGAUAGCAUGUACUACAUAUUCAAAAUUGUAACCAGUUUGUGUGACACCAGAAUUAUGAGAGAAUAUUCCAUGUUUAAAAUGAUCAGGUAUGAGUUUUCUGUGGAGUGAUCAAAUGUGUCAGUGCAUGAAGUGCACUCAAAUCUGUUCUAAAUAAGCACUAUGUGUAUAUCAUCAUAGUAUAAUUUAUGCUUGGGAUACCAGGGACAUGACCACUUUUAAAAUGCCCAAUGAUGUCUCCACUUUUUAAAAGUACUCUUUUAAAAAUUGUUUAUAUAAUAGUUCAUGGAAGAAGCCAUUCCAGACAAAUGUCCCUAAAGCCUCAUUUUGAAAGUGUAAGUUUCUCAGGGAAAUGUCUGUAAUAUUUGUAUGUGUCAUCUGUGAUAAAACUCUCAAGUCUGAACAGCUACAAAUGAACACAGGUCUAGCAGCUUAUUGUUUUUAUACCAACCCUAAUGAUUGUAAACAUUUGAUCACAUUAAUGAAUUGUUCAUUUAUUUAUAGAAAAGUACAGUCAUGAUACUGUCCUAUGAGAAUAUAAAAGUACGGCUUUAUCCCUGUGGCUGUGAUUACUACACCCCGGUUAAUCAGCUGGCACCAUUUUACUACCAGACUUUGGCUGUGUGACAUUCACAGAAUUUGAUUUUAAAGCACUCUGUUAGUUACUGCUUUUAGUUUGUUGUGUAGUUGUUGCUGUUUCAAUAGAUUCAUGAGCUGCUGUUUCAAACAUUCUAGCCAACUGAUGAUAAAAGCAAAAAAAAAAAAAAAAAAAAGCCAGCUCUAGGUGACGUUUUACAUGAGGUGGAUGCCUUCUUACAUGGAAAGAGAAAUAGGAAUGUAAUACUUAACUACCUGGCCCUCAUCCUUGUCCCCAGCAUUUUCUAAAAGUUGUUUUGAGUCGUUUUUCUGGCACAACUUCCAAAUUGGUAGUUGGUAUGGCGCUGGUGUCUGAUUUAUAGUUUUUGAGAUUUGGUGAUCCCAAGGUGUUAUCAACUUCUGCAAUUUUCUAACAUUAAUUCUUAGAGAAACAUUGACUGUUCCUUGGCUAAACAUUCUGUAUUCUCUGAUCAUUCCCCUUUUGAUAAAGUACUAAUGCUCUUUAUCAAUGCUCCUUUUAACAUGCCCUUAUGAAUGCAGAAGUCCUUAACACCCAUGACACAUAAGUGGGCACUUGCCAAACAAGGAGCAGAUUUUAAAAUAAGAAUGCAUUUGCCCUCAGUGAAGAUUGUUAUUUCAGUACAAAGUCAUAUUGUGAAUUCACUUUUUCAUUCACUCAGAACAAGAAAUGAAAUUGGGUAAUAUCAGAAUGAUUUCUGGGCAAGUUCUGGUCUAAAUCAGAACCUGCGUUGGCUAGAUAAGUCUAAACCUGCGUUGGCUAGAUCCCUUGCCCUCAUUUAACAAACUUCACUUAUGAAGUAAAGUGGCAUUGAGGAUUCCCUUAAGGGGAAAUGACAAGGGCAAGUCAAACAGGGCAUGUUUUUUUUUUUUUUGUUUUUUUUUAAAGAUGAAUAGAUUUAGCCUGUCAUAUUUAUACCCUUGUGAAACAGAAAGUCAUGGAUGACUAUUUCCAAAAGACUUAACUGAAAAAUAAAAAGGAAUACAGUAAAAUAUAAAUGGGAAUAUACGUUAAUUUUAUACCAGAAUUUGUUUACAGGAAUUUCUAGGGGUGCCAUUAAUUGUGAAACAUGUUUUGUUAAAUGUGUCUUUUUGAUACAGUUUAGAAUCAUUUAAUUUGAAUAAAAACAGUUUUGCUUGUAAACGUCAAAAUCAUUAAAUGCAUUCGAUAACUGAAAGGCUUCUUACUUAUGUUAUUAGAUAAUGUUUUUUAUUCAAGAUUUCCUGUUUCAAACUUUUCUAUUACUCCUUUUUGAAUUUUUGAAAAAUCUGAAUUUUACCCAAAUUAAACUACUUUCUUUAUUUAAA